This is a messenger RNA of Naegleria lovaniensis, 2610 nucleotides long. RefSeq lists its product as uncharacterized. Gene Ontology annotation, cellular component: cytosol; nucleus. Bases 1 to 2610 code for a protein of 869 amino acids. Gene Ontology annotation, molecular function: peptide-N4-(N-acetyl-beta-glucosaminyl)asparagine amidase activity. The record is from RefSeq and is a predicted model, not a curated record. The transcript is spliced from 2 exons. Lineage: Eukaryota; Heterolobosea; Eutetramitea; Acrasida; Naegleriidae. Gene Ontology annotation, biological process: protein quality control for misfolded or incompletely synthesized proteins; protein deglycosylation; glycoprotein catabolic process.
AUGCUUCAAAACACAUCAACAACACAUUCCGAGAGUGAAAGAAAAUUCGUUGGCAAACUGAUCAGCUCCCAACAACAAUCCCAGCAAUAUGCUGAUGAGAAUUUAAAGAGCAAAGCCCGAUCACUCAUUCCUGUGGAUCGCAUUCAUCAAAAUGCGCAAGAAAAAUUUAAGUUUGCAAAGGAGCGAGAUCCGAACUCUAAGCCCCUUUUAGAGCGAAUGAUCAUUCAAGAAUUAUUAAAUUGGUUUAAAGGAGAGUUUUUCAAGUGGGUAAAUAACCCUCCAUGUGAUUAUUGCCAAUCGACACGAACGCAGCUUACAGGAGGUACAGUUCCGAAUUUUGAGGAGUCAGCCAAUUUGGCUGGAAUGGUUGAACUAUAUUCAUGCCAGGAUUGUAACAAGAUGACUCGUUUUCCGAGAUAUAAUUAUGUUGGAAAAUUAUUGGAAACAAGAAGAGGAAGAUGUGGUGAAUGGGCUCAAUGUUUCACUUUGUGUGCAAGGGCUCUUGGCUAUGAUUCACGUUUUGUGUUAGAUUGGACUGAUCACGUGUGGACUGAAGUAUUUUUGGAUGGUUCUUGGGUCCAUUGCGACAGUUGUGAAGGUGUUUUAGAUUCUCCACUCAUGUACGAAUCUGGAUGGCAGAAGAAAUUAUCCUAUGUAAUUGCAUUCUCGGUGGAAGAAGUUGUUGAUGUAACGAAACGUUACACUCAACACUUUUAUGACAAUGAAUUUCAAAAAAGGAGAAGGGAUGUUGGAAUCAGUGAAGAAUUUCUUUUAGAGACAUUACGAAGUCUGAAUAGCCAACUUCAAAUAUAUUUACCUCCAUACAGAGCUACUUUUAUUAAGAAAAAACAGGAAAAAGAAAUGGAAGAAUUAGAAAACAAACAAAAGCAAAGCAUUAGUGAAGAUGAUCUAAAAGAUGAAGAAAAAAGAGGAAGAAUCUCUGGUUCUCAGGAAUGGAGAGAGGCAAGAGGAGAAUCUGGAAAGCAGUGUGAGCCUGGAGCUAGCUGUUCUGUACCCCAAUUCGCAAUGGACAAGUCAAUAACUGAAACGCUAGAGUCGUUUUCUCAUGUCCAAGAUAUUAUCACGAGCAAGAGAAACUCCAUUAUUUGUUUAGGAUCGAGUAAGAUUGUCAAUGACAACAUUGUCUUAACUGAAGACAAAACUGAUCAAGUUGGCAUGGCCGUACUGAACGAAGAGUUCGCAUUGAACGAAGAUGUGUUGAUAUCAUUCAAGUUUUUAGUUAGAAAAGCUUCAGGUACAGGCGCUGACGGAUUUGCAUUUUUGUUGCAUUCAAAUCCACAAAACAAUUUGGGUAUGGGCGGAUCAGGCCUGGGUUAUGAAGGCAUUCCAAACUCUAUUGCCAUAGAGUUUGAUACAUAUCAAACAGUUGAUAGAACGAGAGAUCCAAAUUCAAAUCAUAUUUCUAUUCAAACUAGAUAUAAUCAACCAAAUUCAGCUAACCAUGACUAUUCAUUAUGCUGUCCAAGCCAUCUCCCUAUUACGAUUGGUGAUGGCUUACCUCACACAUGUAAAAUAUUAAUUCAAAACAAUAAGCUUACUGUAAUCUUGGAUGACAAGUAUUUGUUCCUUAAGGAUUUUGUCAUUGAUUUUCAGCGAAUAUUAGGCAAUGGCGGAAAAUUCAAAAUCGCUUUCACAGGCGCAACUGGAGGUCUUUCAGAAGAGCACACUAUUUUAAGUUGGACUGUUUCAUACAAGACACCAAAAUCCAACAAUGAACAUUCAGGCAAAAGGUCUCUAUCACUGGAUAGUUAUAUUCUCUUUGAACAGGGUAAUGUUUCAGGAAUUGAGAAGAAAUUCAGAGAGUUUUGUGCACUUGAGUCUAGUACAAGCAUUUCAGAACAACAAAUUCAAAAUUUGCUGAACCUUUCAUCGUGGAAGAUGGUUGAUUGUAGCUUGGCUAUAUCAAUAAUCAAGCAAUGGAAAUUUGAUCAUCUGUUUCCCGUGAUAGACUUGUUAAGAUUGGCUGUCAUCAACAACAAAGCAGUAGCUCAAACAUUUAGCAAGUUGUUUAUUCAGAAUCAAAAGGAUCAUUUACUUCUAAGUAUUUUCGAUAGGCUAAAGGUUGCAAACGAGACAAAUAGCUAUUCAUACUGCCUUUUGACUCUUCGACUCUUGAACAACAUGUUUACGGAGAAACUAAGCAGGGUUUAUGUGAACAAAUUCUCAGAAACCAUAUUGGAACAGCUUUGUGAAAACAAACUCUUCUCUGCGCAUUCGAACAAAGCCUCUGUAAGGAAUGUUUGGAUCACCACCUUCUUUAAUUUGUCUCUACUUUUUACAAAAGAGCUUCCAUCCGAAGAAAUGACGUUGAGACUGUUCAAUAUUGUAUAUGAGUUUUUAGAAAAGGAAUGUACAUUGAGAGAAGAUAUAGACGAAUCUUGUUGUGUGAUGGCUUUGAAAGCAUUCAUGGUACUUUUGAAAAUUGGUUCAACAGAUUCUCUCAAAGAAGAGAGUAUGCUUCAUGGUUUGGCUUUGAGCAUGAAUCUUGCUCAACUUCUUACCCAACAACUAGCCACAAAAUUUAGUGACACUCAAACGCAUGCCCAACUCCAUGAUUUUAUCCACACUUUAAUGCAGCACUUGGAGUAG